Orbicella faveolata is the source of this 699-nucleotide messenger RNA. RefSeq names its product protein lifeguard 2-like. The record is from RefSeq and is a predicted model, not a curated record. NCBI's taxonomy places the organism in Eukaryota, Metazoa, Cnidaria, Anthozoa, Scleractinia, Merulinidae. Gene Ontology annotation, cellular component: membrane.
AUGAUUGCUUGUAGACUGACGAAGAACCCUCAAAAUGACCUACCUCGGCUUCUACGACCAUUCCCAGACAAAGUGUACAGUAUACUCCUCUGCCAGCUGGUGGUUACAAUAGCUUUCAUAUGCUUCUUCCUGUAUUGUGAGCCCGUUCAGCAAUAUGCAAAUAAUCAUGUAGGAUUGUUUUAUGGAGCAUUGGGGGUCACAUUUGUCACCAUGAUUGCCAUGGCUUGCUGUGAAAAUGUGAGACGGAAUUUCCCAACUAACCUGAUCUUUCUUUCACUUUUUACACUUUGUGAAGGAUAUCUUCUUGGUGCUGUUUCAAGUGUGUAUGAUAAAGAUGAAGUGCUGAUGGCUGUGGGAAUUACUGCUGUUGUUGUUCUGGCAAUUACUAUCUUUGCAUUUCAAACAAAGUAUGACUUCACCAUGAUGGGAGGUUUCUUGUUUGUGGCACUAAUUAUCCUCAUUUGCUUUGGCUUUUUGAUGAUUUUCUUUCACAGCAGGGUCCUGUCCAUUGUUUAUGCUUCACUUGGAGCUCUCAUAUUUGCUAUGUACUUAGUGUACGACACACAGAUCAUGAUGGGAGGCGGCAAAAUGUACUCCAUCUCUCCCGAAGAGUACAUCUUUGCUGCUUUGAACUUGUACCUGGAUAUCGUCAACUUGUUCUUGUACAUCCUACAGCUGAUCUCAGCUGCGAGAGAUUAA